AAUAAGGCUAACCACUAUACCGUAAUGAGUUAUACCAAUAAUGAAUUGGCAAAGGCCGAAUUAGAAAUCUUGGAAGAUCAUAGACUUCAUGAAAAAUUGGUUAAUGAAGAAUUUAAAAUAUGGAAGAAGACUGUACCUUUAUUGUAUGAUACAAUUCAUACAUUUGCAUUGGAUAGUCCAUCUUUAGUAUUUCAAUGGUUACCAAAAUUUAGUUAUUCUAAUGAAAAUCAAAUAAUUACUGCCAAAUUUUUAAUUGGAACUAAUUCUAUUGAAAAUUCAAAUGCUACAAAUGGUGGACUGAAUUAUUUAAAAAUUGGUUCAGUAGAAUUACCUGGUAGUUUAGCUCCUGAUUUUACUAAACCAAUUUCAAAACCUACUAGUCUUAAUGCUGAUUUCUCAACUUCUAAUUUUGUAUUUAAUUUAGGUUGGAAACAAACUUCUGAAGUUAAUAAAUUAAGUUUAAGUCCUGAUUCUUCAAUAGUAUUAAGUUUUAAUGGUGAUGGGGUUGUUCAUUCUUAUAAUUUAGAAAAUAAUGAUGUUAUUGAUUAUAAAUAUCAUAAACAAGAAGGUUAUGCAUUAGAAUGGAUUUCUAAUGAAGUCUUUUUAUCAGGUUCUAAUGAUUCACAAAUUGCUUUAUGGAAUAUAAAUAAACCUUCAACUCCAAUUCAAUUAUUUAAAAGUCAUUUUGGGGCAGUAAAUGAUAUUUCAACAAAUUCAGUAGUUCAUGAAAUAUUUGCAUCUGUUUCUGAUGAUUAUACUACUCAAAUUCAUGAUUCAAGAGUUUCAGCUGAUGAUUCAAUAGUUUUGAAAAUUAAAAAUAAAUAUAUUCAAAAUGCCAUUAAAUUCAAUCCAAAUGUACAAACAUUUUAUGCUACUGCUGGUAAAGAUAAUGUGGUUAAUUUAUAUGAUUUAAGAAGUCCAGAUCAACCAUUCAGGCAAUUAGUUGGUCAUAAUGAUAAUGUUAUUGGAUUACAAUGGAAUAAUCAUGAUGCUACAUCUUUAACAUCUUGGGGUUCUGAUAAAAGAGUAAUAACUUGGGACUUGGAAAAUUUGGAUGAAGAUUUUGUUUAUUCACCUGAUUCAUCUAAUGAAUCAUCAAGGAAGAGAUCUUCUAACAAUAAUAAUAAUAAUAAAGUUGAUCCAUGUUUGAAAUUCAUUCAUGCAGGUCACACAAAUCGUAUAAAUGAUGUUGCUUUACAUCCUGUUAUAAAGAAUUUAUAUGGAUCUGUUGGUGAUGAUAAUUUAUUGGAAAUAUGGCAACCAAAGACAUUACCAGUUGAAGAAGAAGAAGAAGAAGAAGAGCCAGAAGAAGAAGCACCAGAAGAACAAGAAGAACCAGAACUGCAAAAAUCAUCUACUAAGGAUGAUACUGAGGCUUCUGCCCCUACAUCCACAAUCACUACCAAAAACGAUGAGCCAACAGCAGAAGAAGUCGCACCAACAAAAGCUUCAAAUGAUGAAGAUAAGAAGGUGGCGGUUGACGAAAAGAAACUGGAAGAUUCUACUACCGAUACUACAAAGGAUGUUGAAAUGACAGAAUAAUUGUAAUUGUCAAUACACACUACUUCUCUAAAUUGUUAUGUAUUAUUAGCUUGUAUAUCUAUAAAUUCUAUAAAUUAUAGUAAUUCCAAAAGUCUUUGUUCUUAUAUC
Scheffersomyces amazonensis is the source of this 1650-nucleotide messenger RNA. RefSeq names its product Ume1p (gene UME1). Gene Ontology annotation, cellular component: cytoplasm; Rpd3L complex; Rpd3L-Expanded complex. The record is from RefSeq and is a predicted model, not a curated record. The transcript has a single exon. The coding region runs from base 25 to 1542 and encodes 505 amino acids. Gene Ontology annotation, biological process: chromatin remodeling; regulation of DNA-templated transcription. Gene Ontology annotation, molecular function: nucleosome binding; histone binding. Lineage: Eukaryota; Fungi; Ascomycota; Pichiomycetes; Serinales; Debaryomycetaceae.